Messenger RNA from Electrophorus electricus (electric eel), 6735 nucleotides. RefSeq names its product adenylate cyclase 1a (gene adcy1a). Gene Ontology annotation, molecular function: adenylate cyclase activity. NCBI's taxonomy places the organism in Eukaryota, Metazoa, Chordata, Actinopteri, Gymnotiformes, Gymnotidae. Gene Ontology annotation, cellular component: plasma membrane. Gene Ontology annotation, biological process: adenylate cyclase-activating G protein-coupled receptor signaling pathway; intracellular signal transduction; cAMP biosynthetic process. The record is from RefSeq and is a predicted model, not a curated record.
CGAACAAACUGCAGGCGCUACGGGCGGCCGAGUCCACGGAGACCGCCGCGCGGAGGGAGGGGUGCGAGAGGAAAGCGGAGGCGGGUGUUUCUUGCGCGUGCUGCGUUCCCUAUUUCACUCUCUCCGCCAGCACACCAGACAGCAGUCACCAACCUGUGGAUGGUGGCGCGCGUGUAGAGGAUUAAACACUAGCGAGCUGGUGCAAACGGCUUCAAGUCAUUUACAGCUGCAACGCGCGCGCUCUGUGGAGGGCAGGACGGUGUUUCAUCCAUGUCAACAGAAACGCGGGACGCGAGGUGUUCGUGAGGAGUCGGAGUCGCGCCGGGUCCGAAUGUAUGAAUGGCCCCGGUAUGGAGGAAGUUCCGUUUCCCAGAGUCCAAACACGGCGGACAAAAACUCGCUGCCUUACCGGCACACCGUUCGCGCGCAUGCCCUGCGAGGAUGAAUUCGACUGCAAGGAGCUCGAGAGUCUUUUCCAGAAGUAUAAUCUGAAACUCGAGCAGACAGCGACGCUCAAAGCGCUGGCCGUCCUCAUCCUCGCCGCGUCAACGCUGGCGCUGGUUGAGCUGCUGUCCGCCGGUUCGCGUUUCACCGUCUCCAAGGGCUCGCACCCGGUGCACUGCGUCAUUUUCACUUCACUCUUCAUCGUCACCAACGUCAAAUAUUUACAGGUGACGCAGCUGCAGCAAAUAGCAAGGCUCGCUCUUCUUUUCAGUUUUACCUUUGCCCUGCUCUGUUGUCCAUUCCCUCUCGCAAUUGGUCCCGGAGCGCAGCACAGCGCGCAUAGCGCGCAAGGGCCUUAUGAAACGGCUACGGCACCUGAGCAAGGUGUGUGGCAGCUAAUGCUCGUGACGUUCGUUGCUUACUCCCUCCUCCCGGUGCGGACACUUCUGGCCGUGUUGUUCGGCAUCUUGGUGGCUGCAUCUCAUUUCAUUGUCACUGCAACAUCCGUGACAGCCCACAGGCCACGGGUAUGGACUCCGUUGCUGGCAAAUGCAGUUUUGCUGGUUGGUGUCAACCUGUCUGGCGUGUUUGUGCGGGUCCUCACUGAGCGUGCCCAGAGGAAGGCUUUCCUACAGGCCAGGAACUGCAUCCAACAACGCCUGCAACUGGAGGAUGAAAAUGAAAAACAGGAACGCCUCCUAAUGAGUCUGCUGCCCAGAAAUGUUGCCAUGGAGAUGAAGGAGGACUUCCUUAAGCCACCAGAAAGAAUCUUCCAUAAGAUCUAUAUCCAGCGCCAUGACAAUGUCAGUAUCCUGUUUGCAGACAUUGUUGGGUUCACCAGCCUGGCGUCCCAGUGUACAGCUCAGGAGCUGGUCAAACUGCUGAAUGAACUCUUUGGGAAGUUCGAUGAGCUUGCAACAGAGAAUCACUGCAGGAGGAUAAAGAUCCUGGGAGACUGUUAUUACUGCGUGUCGGGUCUGACCCAGCCCAAGGCUGACCAUGCCCACUGCUGUGUGGAGAUGGGCCUGGACAUGAUUGACACCAUCACGUCUGUUGCCGAGGCGACAGAAGUGGACCUGAACAUGCGUGUGGGUUUGCACACGGGUCGCGUGCUGUGUGGGGUCCUUGGACUGAGGAAGUGGCAGUAUGACGUGUGGUCAAAUGAUGUCACGCUGGCCAACAUGAUGGAAGCAGGGGGCCUUCCUGGGAAAGUGCACAUCACCCGGGCGACACUGGAGUGCUUGAAUGGCGAUUACGAGGUAGAACCGGGCUAUGGGCACGAGAGGCACAUCUUCCUCAGCAAGCAUGCCAUCGAGACCUUCUUCAUCGUUCCCUCGCACAGGCGCAAAAUCUUCCCUGGAUUGAUCCUGUCUGACAUUAAGCCAGCGAAGAAGAUGAAGUUUAAGACAGUCUGUUACCUGCUGGUGCAGCUUAUGCACUGUAGGAAGAUGUUCAAGGCUGAGAUUCCCUUCUCCAACGUGAUGACCUGUGAGGACGAUGACAAGAGACGCGCGCUGCGCACUGCGUCGGAGAAGCUGCGUAACCGUACGUCAUUCUCGGCGGGAGCCAUGCAGAACUCACCAGGGACACGCGUCAACCGUUACAUCGGCCGGCUGAUUGAGGCACGCCAGAGUGAGGCAGAAACGACCGACCUCAAUUACAUCACCCUGACCUACCGCAGCAGCAAGAGGGAGACGCGGUAUCAGCAGGUGUAUGAUGACGAUUUUAUCAGCGCUGUGCUCAUUUCUCUGCUCCUCACUGCACUUUUUACCCUUAUCUACUUUCUGAUCAUCCCCAGAGGUCUGGGGAUUGUGGUUAUGUUGGUUCUCUGUAUCUGUUUUCAUAUGGCGAGUGUGAUGUACCUUCACAUCACUCAUUUGCAGUGCUCUCCCGACUGUCUUACUCUGCAGAUCAGGACAGUACUAUGUGGCUUUCUGGUGAUUCUGAUGUAUUCCGUGGCCCAGGGGUGUGUGGUGGCCUGCAUGCCGUGGUCAUGGGAUAGGAAUUCCAGCGUCUCCAUCUUAACGGUUGUAAACGUGAACAGCACUGCAGCAGGUGCGGGUGCAUGUAAGUCCGCUCCGUAUGCCUUUCUGUCCUGUGUGAUGGUCUCACUCUCAGUGGCCCUCUACCUACGUGUGUCAUCGCUCCCGAAAAUUCUCCUGCUGCUUCUUCUCAACAUCCUCCAUACUGUCGUCAUGGAGACCAGCGGGUACCGGCAGGCUGUGGGAGGAUGCUUCUUUCACACAUAUGGCUAUGAUCCUGUUCUGGCAAUGAUGCUUUUCUCUGGAGCCCUGAUUCUCCACUUCAGACAACUGGACCUCAAACUCCGACUGGACCACCUGUGGGCCACUCAGGCUGAAGAGGAAAGAGAUGACAUGGAGAGAGUGAAAUUGGACAAUAAGAGGAUUCUGUUUAACCUGCUCCCUGCUCACGUGGCUCAGCACUUCCUCCUUUCGAACCCGCGCAGCAUGGACCUGUACUACCAGUCAUACUCACAGGUGGGGGUCCUGUUUGCCUCUAUCCCCAACUUCAACGACUUCUACAUCGAGCUAGAUGGGAACAACAUGGGCGUGGAGUGUCUUCGACUCCUCAACGAGAUCAUCGCAGACUUUGAUGCAUUGCUGGAUAAGGAGUGCUAUAGGGACAUCGAGAAGAUCAAAACCAUUGGCAGUACAUACAUGGCAGCAGUGGGACUUGUUCCCACUACUUGUUCCAAGGCCAGGAAGGCGAUCUCGGCACACUUAUGCACCGUGGCUGACUUUGCCAUCGAGAUGUUUGAUGUUCUGGACGCGAUAAACUAUCAGUCGUACAACGACUUUGUGCUUCGAGUGGGUAUAAAUGUAGGUCCAGUGGUGGCAGGCGUGAUUGGUGCUCGGAGACCUCAGUAUGACAUCUGGGGAAAUACAGUCAAUGUAGCAAGCAGAAUGGACAGCACUGGAGUGCAGGGCAAGAUUCAGGUGACAGAAGAUGUCUUCCGCCUCCUGUCGGGUCACUACCAUUUCCUCUGCCGUGGACAGGUCACUGUGAAAGGCAAAGGUCAAAUGCUCACCUACUUCCUGGAAGGCUGGUCACACGAGGGCGGCAUCCAAACUCACCCCAAGGGCCCGGAGCUCCAGGCAAGCCCUUGCGUCCAGACCAAGCUGAGUCCUGCCCCUACCCUGAACACUUACGCUGUUUUAGCCCCCACUGUUGGCCCUGGCCCUGCUCCAGCCAACCACAGCAUUCUCUACCUGCCUUCCGUCUCCGUCGCCGUGGAGAUGGAGGUGUGACUGACGAGGAGGUGGUUUCCAUGGCAACCGAUAUAUUUGUGAAUGGAGCCGGGGGGAGUGGUAAAGAGAGAGAGCGAUGGGAGGCGUAAUGACGCAGAGGAUCAGAGUGGGGUCGAGGAUGAAUGAGAGGGCGUGUUGUGUUUUGGAAAGGCCUUGGAUAAAAAGCAAGUGGACAGAGAGAAGAAGCCUCCUGUCCUGUCCACGGCAUGGCUAUGAUGUUUACAAGAGAGCAGAGAGACAGCUAAAAUCUCUCAUACUGAAAGCAACUCUCUGACCCCAUCUCCACACACACAGACAUAAGUGUGUGUAUGUCUGUGUUUAUACAUGUAUGUAUUUGUGUGUGUUUUAAUGAGUCUUCCUCAGUCCAGCUAGAUAUCAGGGGCUUCUAAAGAGAAGCAUGUGUUCUACUGUAAUGGCAGCUUCAUAACAACAGAGGAGACACUCCUCUGUGUAUGUGUGUGUGUGUGUGUGUGUGUGUGUGUGUGUGUGUGUGUGUGUGUGUGUGAUGUGUGGCACAAGUGUAUGUGUAUGUGUGUGUGUGUGUGAGUUUGUUUAUUUGUGUAUGAAAAAAUAUUCAGUAAUGCUCGGGAAUUAAUGCCAAGGCAUGAACCAUUCGGAGCAUGUGUAUAGCAUCCAAACUGCAUCCAAAUAGCAUCCAAACUGCGCUGUAUUUUGGGGCCGGGGGGGGGGUGUUUGCAUGAGUGUAUGUGUGUGUUUAUUUGUGUGUGUACAUGUGUCUGUCAGGGAGAGAAUUUUGUAUCAUUAUGAAACCAGACAUAGCACUUGACUAGACAGGAAAGCAGAUACUUUUCAUGUUCCUGUUUAGUUUUGGGGAAUACGUGAAAAUCAGAAGCAAAAUGCCGAUGCCUUUUUGAGUGACCUGCUAAACGUUCACUAAGAUGUUACGAUACCAUAACAUAAGAGAUCAAAUGCAUUUUUAAUGGCAGGCAAAUGAAACUGCUCAGUUUUGUUAUCAUAUCCAGUCCUCGUAAUCUUUGCCAUUGAUAAGGGUUGGGUUGCUAGGAUCAGCAGAGUUUGUGUUUGUGUGCUUCUAACGCUUACGCACAGCCACACUGAGCAGGAACAUUCUCCACGUCAACGCUCACUUCCUGCUGCCCUUUGACCUCUCAAUGAACUGGAGAUUUCCUGCCUGAUAUAAACACAAAUGCUGACUGGCCUCUUGCUUUGGAGAUGCACUCGGCGUGUUGCAGACGGUCGCUAACAAUCAGCUAAUCUGAAACAUCAGCUCGAUCUUUCUCGACACAUUAGCGGUCCGUGUACCUUAAUGUGAACCAACAUGAGUUUAAGAAGCUUAAGUAUGUGCUAGGGAUCCAAAUGGAUAGAACUCUCGACAGAGCGGAAAAAAAAUAGCACCCCUGGCUGGUUCCCGGCGGCAGAACUGGUUUUGACGCUUGUUCUUUUCCAGAGUUUCUAAGUAGGCAAACGUUCGACUGGAUCCGGACUGGUGCUGGCGCCUAAACCCACAGUGCAGGAGCAGGAGCGAUGCUCCUACUGCCCUUCUACAUCUCUGUGCUCUCAGAGGCCCCCGCUCGUAUUCGGGGUCCGGAGCCCACUGACAGUUUUUACUUUAAAUACGGGGGAAAGAAUAUUAGGAUCUGGUCAGUCUGUCUCUCCUGUUCAUGGCAUUUUAUUUUUACUUUUUUUUUUUCUUCUGUUACUAAUUGUUACUAUAGCUUUGAUAUUUCUCAAGUAUGCCUAGUAAACAGGAAUAAAGCUGGCCUCCAGCGUAAUUUUCUGCAUGCUCUUCUUCGCAUGCUGUAGUUCUACCUUGUCCGCUCUCUAUACUAAGUGCGACGUGUCUCUAAUGCAUGACUAAUGCAAAAACAGACAAACAAACAAAAAAACAAACAAAACUAAAUUAAAACAAACAAAAAAAAGCAGGUGCAUCUCCGCUGCAUGUCCAGGUGGGAGGGCCUUUCCUUCAUCCUUACCGUGUUCUUGGAUUUGGAACUUUCAGCGACAGUUUGCUUGCUUUCCCUCUCUGUGCAUGGUGCUGUCGAGUGUUGGAAAAAGUUCAGGAUGGUCGUAGCAUUGCUGCCUUUUCGGGUCUUGAGGUGACUGCCUUUGCUCCGGAAGGGCUGUCAGAGUGAGUGUAUUCCUUCGUGCCAACACAUAUCGUUACCGACAUAUCAACUCCAGUGUUCUAUUGUAGCACAAACUUUGUGAUAUUGUGUUUGGUUGAACUUAUGAUGUUUUUAAAAGCGUCAAGUUUUAUAUGCACUGGAUCCACCAAGGACAGUUUUGGCUUCCUGUGAAACUUUGGGCUGGGAUGUUUAGAUGUCGGGUGUCUUCUAAUGGUUUUUGGAGAAGUAUAUUUUAUGUAAUAUAUCUAUUAUUGCAAGAAAAUCAUUCUAAGCUAAAAUAUUCUUGUUGUGGGGCACAAAGACAAACCUUCUGAGCUUGUAAUUGGAUACUAAAGAGAUGCACUGUGUUUCAAAUGACACGUUCAGAAACUUGGAGCUUUUCUGCACUUCUCAUGGCCCAGAACCCUCCACUCCUAGCACAAGGUUGUUGGAGGGGUAGGCUGAGUGAGAAAACCUAGCAUAGAUUCAUCUUUCUAUAUGAAAAGUUCAAUCAUUAUUCACAAGCCAAAUCAUUUUAUCUCUGAGGCCUAGUUCAGAUUUUAUGCUCAAAUAAAUGUAGCCACCUGACAAAAUGGUUCUAUUUUCUAUUUACAAAAUGCAGUGGCCUAAUUUACUGCCAUUCUAAAUAUUACAACCAGAUCAACUUUAUUAAUGCAUACAAAGUGCACAGUAAAAUCAGACAAGAUUUUCAUGUGAAUGAGAUAUUUUCAUAUUUGAUACGGGUUGAAAUUAUUGUAUGUAUGAAACCUACUGUAGAGUAAACAGAAAGUAUUUUACUGAUGAUCCUAAAUAUAUGUGCUAUUUUUGGGGUUGCAAUGUAUUGAUUGCAAUGGUGAUAUAUGUGAAUGUAAAUUUCAUAUUGAGAUCUUUUAUACUUGUGUUUGCACUGUUCUGGAAUAAAACAAGAAGAAGAAUCA